Plasmodium gonderi is the source of this 4368-nucleotide messenger RNA. RefSeq names its product LCCL domain-containing protein. The coding region runs from base 1 to 4368 and encodes 1455 amino acids. The record is from RefSeq and is a predicted model, not a curated record. NCBI's taxonomy places the organism in Eukaryota, Apicomplexa, Aconoidasida, Haemosporida, Plasmodiidae. The transcript is spliced from 2 exons.
AUGAGUAUAUUAUUUUUUUUAACAUACACGUUACUUCUUACUCUUUUUCCAAAAGGAAUAAAAUGUGAGUAUGCAUCCGACAAUAGGGUAUUUUUAAAGUACAAAGACUCAUAUUGCCUAUAUGCCAAAAAUAUUAUAGAGAAUAACAAAUUUGAAGUAGCUUCUGAUGAAUGCGACAAGUUGGUUCACGGAAGUGAGGGCAAAAUCAUCUGGAUGUCCUCGAACAAUGGAAGACUGAAAACUCAAAAUGGACUAUGCCUAAAAACAUACAAAAACUUUUUAGUAGUUUCGACGUGCUCUCCUGAAUUAAACGAAAAGUCAGAAAUGUGGAAAGUAGACUCUGAAAAACGACUAAAAAAUGAGAAUAACAGUUGUGCUCAAAUAUCUGGGAAUAACUUAUUUUCCUUCACUUGCAAUACUUUAUCAACAAAGGAAUUCUCAAUUAAUGUCUUUUCUCUGGAUGAAUUGAACUUCAUGAAAGUAAAAUAUGCACACAAAAAGUUACAAAAUGUGAAUAAAGAAAGUUUAGAAAAUUCUAACACUAAAUCGGAGUUAUUAAUUCAUAGCUAUAAUGAAGCAGAAAAAAAAAUAAAUGAAUUUUUAAAAAAAGAGAAGGAAAUGAAAAAGGAAAAAGAAAAAAUCAUAAACUUAAUGAAUAAUAUAAAAUUACUUAUAAACACAUCUUCUUCAUUAAAAAAUUAUGGAACAGGCGCUUUAAUGAAAAUAUAUGAUAAUAUAGAUAUAAAUAAAAAGGAUAAUUUAUUGAGAGUGCCAUUAGAAACGUUACAAGUUAAUGAAGAAAAAUUAAAUGAACUAGGAAUUGAAAAUGGACAAAUCAAAAUCAUUAUUCAAAGCUUUCUCAACCCUCCAAAUGACUGUAACUAUACAUUUGUUGUAAAGAAUGUAGUAGGAAAUUUUAUUAUUAAAUUAGAUAAUAAAGAGAUUAUUUCCAAUAUAGACAUGCCAAAUGAAAAAAAUUUAAAAAGUUCCCUAAUUCACUUAUCCCAGAAUAAAUUGGUACCUAUAUAUAUUGAAAUAUCAUCCACAAACACACAAACAAACACACCUAUGCCAUCUUUCACUCUAUUUUGGAGCAGCAAAUACAUACCUGAACAAGUUAUAAAAUCCCUAUACUUGUACACCACUAUAUAUGAAAAGGUUUGUUACACUACCUUUCAGAAAAAAAUAAAUUGCUCAAUGACCUUUGGGAGUAUAGCUAGCGAAAAUGGGGAGUUUCAAUAUUUGUGUCCUUCCGAAUGCUCUGAAAAAGACUCCCAAGAUCGUAGCCAGAAAAAUAUCCCAACUGAAGAAAUUCAUUCGAAUGACGAUGUUUCAUCUUCAAUUGUAGAGGCAUUCCCCUGUUAUCAAUUAAAUGCAAGCAUAUGUGCCUCUGCAAUGAAGGAACAGUUGCUUCCACAGGAAAGUGGAGGUGUAAUAAAAGUAAUGAUAAAAAAAAGAAGAAACGAAAAAGGUAUUUAUGAAGAAUGUGGUAUGAUUCUACCAACAAACAUGGAAGACAACACAUUUAAAGGAAUUACAGAUAUAAAGUUGGUAGAUAUGGACGACUUUUUUCUGAACUAUGAUACGAACAGAAGUCUGUAUGAAGGAUACAAAGGAAUUGUAACAGAUGAUAAACAUUCCCUUUUGACAAAAACAGAUUUAUCUAAAAGAUAUAUUUCAGAUAUUGAUAUCAACUGUAACUACAAUUUACGAGAAAAUUAUGAAUUCAGUUCAGGAGCAUUUAUUGUAAAACGAAUCAAAAGUUCUGAUUUAAAAAGAAAAGAACAAAGCAUCGUUGUUGAUGCAUUUGCACUAUUUGAAAAAUACUCAAAUAAAGACCAAAAAAAUUCUAUUAAUAUACCUGGAUGGACUAGAAAAACUUGCAAAGAUAUUCAGCUCUACGUAAACUACAAACAACCCAAUGACAUAAUGAACUACCCAUCUUUGUUACUCUCCUGUGAUGAUACAUUUGAACAAAUUAAUUUUGACAACAAUGAUGUUAUUGUUGCACGAUGUUUGCCUCAAUGUCUUCAUAAUGAAGAAAAAGUUUUAGGUUCUUACAUUUACGCUCCUCAAUCGCCUGUGUGCAAAUCUUCUAUACAUUCUGGUAUUAUAACAAAUAAAGGAGGAGGGUUAAUAGAAAUAAGAAAAUUGCAAUACAUUACCCAGUCUUUUACUAGUACACUUACAGUAACAAGAAAUAGCGUUCAAGCAACUGUCAGUGAUCAUAAAAAUAAAGAUUCUUAUUACAUAACUAAACCGAAUGGUUCUAUUUGUAAUUUUCCUAGAACGUCUUACAACAUCAAUGAAUCUCUAAAUUCCGAUACGAAUGAAGAUGCUCUCUUCUCCUUUAUUCAGUUAAAAUCAUAUCUCAAGGAUACAACCCCACCCGUGACUUUAGUUCAUCAAAAACAUGCCGCUUUGAAAAACCAACUAUAUAGCAUGCACAAUUUGUAUAACACAGAAAAUUACAGGAAAGCUUUUUUUUUGGGAAAAGAAGAAAACGAAGGGGAGCCUCACAUCACUCCAACCAAUGUCCAUACAGACCUUUCACCGCGUGAACAGCAGAUGCAUGUUUCACUGAGUGCAUAUCAUAAUGGUGCCUUGCCAAGCUCCUAUCAAAGGAAUGAUUCGAUGAACAAAAAUCAGAACCCAGAGCUUACGGACUCAUUUAAAACAUUUCAGCAAAUGUACGACACAGAAAAGGAACAUUUACAAAAAUUAGCAAAAAAACAAGAGAGCAUUUUCUCCAACUUAAUUUUAAAAAAUAAACAAAUACACAAUUUAAAUGAAACAUUAUCAUUUUUGAGGAAUGAACAAAAACAUUAUGAAUCCUUCAUCAGAACAACCAAAGCAUCAACGUUGUCUUCAAUAAAUCAGUUUGGGUUGAUCACAAGUAAGAAAAAAUUUAUCAUAGAAAAAUUAGAAAAAUCGCUAGCAAAUGUUAAGCCCAUUAAGGUAGAUAUGUUCGAAGAAAAAUACAGUUCAACAAAUGUUAACGACAACUAUAUUAUUAUUGAUAGUAAAAAUAUGAAUGGGUCAUCUAAGUGGACUAUCGAAAAAUUCACGAAAGGAAAUCUAUUUGCAUCUAUCACAAAUGACAAUUUUAUACAAUCAAAUGAAGAAUUAUAUGCUUCUUAUAUGCUCUAUAAACAUACCAAAUUGUAUAAAGGUUUCAUUUCAUCUGAUAUUAACAUACCUUAUGAUGGAAAUGUAGGCAUCAUAAUUAAAUACAAAGAUCAUAAUAAUUAUUCCAAUUUUGUGAUAAACAAAAAUGAGUUCUAUUUUGUUGAAAUUAUAGAUGGGAAAAGAAGCAAAGAAGUUCAGAAAAGACAAAUAAAAAAUUUGUCUCAUCAGCUGGGGGCAUGGGUAAAGCUUUUUGUUGAAUUUGGUUAUAAAAAUGUUAGAACCUAUAUAAACGGAAAAUACGUAAGCGGAUUUGAAACAAAGAAUGAUUCAUACGGAUUCGUAGGUUUUGGAAUAAACAAUUGCAAAGAAAAAAUAUUUUUUGAUAAAGUUGUGAUAGGCUCUCUAGAUCAAGCCAAAUAUUACAAAAAAACUAAAAAAUCAAUCGGGAUUUUAACUACUAAUGGUGUAAAUUAUUUCCAUCAAAAAGAACAAAAAAAUCCUUUAAAUAAAAAUUCACUGGAUGAAAAAAAAGAAAAUAUUUCUUCCCCAAAUGAGUGUAAAAUAUACACAGAAAUGUGUAUGGAUCCAUUAGAAACUAACUGGAUUAUACCUCUAAAUUCUUCUUGGAAUAUUCUCAAAAAUUUCAAUUUAAGCUCAAUUUGGAAAAAUAACAAAGCCGUAGAAGAAGCACAAAAUAUUCAUAAAUAUGAUGCUAAUCCAAUUGAAAAAGGUAACACCAACGAAUGUUAUCUUCAUUCCAUACAGAAAAGAAAUGAAAACGGUGAUUUGCUCAUACCAUCAGUUAUACUUUUAAAGCAUCAAAAUUUAUGCCCUAGCAUGAAAUCUUUUACAUUUAAAUCGUCCAUUAGUUUAAAAACUUUGACAAAGUCUGGUAUCAUUUUCAACGUUUUAUCAUCUCAAGAUUUCUUAUCUUUGAUAUUGGAUAUUUCAGAGAUCGGUGGAAAAAUAUAUCUUCUCAAAAUUACCAAUGGAAUUCCUUACCAUCUAAAUGCACCAACGUACAUACCAAUAACCCCCGAUGUAUGGUACAAUUUAAAGAUGUCUUACAACGGUACACAUAUCCACAUAACCUUAAAUGAUGAACCGCUUGUCACUGCAAAACUCAAUGAGUACAGUAGCAAAUUGGGUAAUGUUGGAUUGAUGGUCUUAAGUGGAGAAUCGAAAUUUAAGGACAUUUCCUUUGUUCCCCAAUCGACAUUUGAAAAUUUGAGAAAAUGA